GAUGCACCUUAACGCUCCCGAGCUUCUCCAUCUGGCUUUGUCCCAACACGGCGCGUGCGCACUGGCAGCUCCUGCGCACGUGCGUCGGGGCCAGCUGUGCUGCGCCUCCGCGUGCGCCCCUGUCACCUCCGGUUAGGAGGAGGGGGAGCUCCUCUGCUCCUGCAGACUCCUCCAGAAACCCUCCUUUCGUCUCCAGACUCUAACUUUAUAUUUUCUGACGCCUCCCUCGGAAUCAGCGCGCGCGUGUCUAGACUCCGCGCGCGCGGCAGCCGCAGCUCGAGAUAUUUUUCUCCCAGACUUAAUUGAGGCGUGGGCAGCUGCUUUUCUUUGCUCACAUUUUCUUAUUGUUGCUGCUGGAGGUUCAGAAUAUUCCAGAACACGCUCAGCCUCUGCAGCCGCGCGCGCGUGUUCAGGUGACACCUGUCCUUCCGGUGUUUGAGCUCCAAAUCCUAAAACAGAUUUUUGUCUUCAAUCUGAAGUGGAUUGUUCUUUGAAAAAGUCCUCGAGACGUUUGGGGUUUGAAGUGUGUCAUCUGAUUUAAGCUUUUAUUGUUUUUUAAAGUGAUUUUGACCAUGGAAGCCACUCCCCCGUGGCGAAUGGGCGUGGCCGGCACGUGCACUUCAGAUUCCAUCUUCCAAUCUGCGCUUUUUGAUGACAACAAUGGAGGCUCUGUGCGCGGCGGAGGCCCGUGCUAAUGCAUGGAAGGGUCCACAUCAAAAACAAAUCCUUUGAAAUUUCAUCUCAGACUGAAAGGCUGGAGGUGGGCGGGGUUACGGAGGUGGGCGGGGCGUUAUACUUGGCUGGAGGUUAAAGUCCAGGAAGAUCUUCUGACCGCGAGUUUCCCUAAAACUGGAUGGAUGGGAAGUUGUCUGCUGGUUCUGGAUGAGAACUUCAACUCCCAAGAAGCAUUGCGGCUUUGAAAGCAUCUUGGAGGGCUUGUUUGGGCCGAGAAUAGUCAAGGAUAUCACCUUAUUCCGAGACUGCGAGCCGGAGGAAGUGUCCGACUGGUCCUUCGAUGACAACUGUCUCUUCUGCUGCUUGAGACGCGAGAAAACCAAGGAGAACGGCGUGGAGAACGGCGCUCGCAGCCACGCGCUGUCGGACUGUGAGGACCUCAAACAGGAGCAGUCUCGGAUCAGCCGGCUGGAGAGACAGGCCCAAGACUUCCUCAAUGCUGUGUUCCACAGAAAAGACCUCCCAAGUUUCUCAGACCCUCACAUUCCUCUAGUGGCUCGGGAGAUCAUGCAGCGAAUGAUCCGCCAGUUUGCUGCCGAAUAUACCUCAAAAACUACUCAGGACGACCCGCCCCUGCCCAACGGCACCAUGAAGGACCAAAGCCUGCCGAGAGCGGUGUCUCUGGCCCCGGCGCCCAGCUCCCCGCCCGGGCCCACGCCGCGCUCCCCUCCAUCGUCCGCCUCCUCCUCGCCAUCCCCGACUCCGGGACCGGGCUUCAGCCCCGCCUCCGCCGCUGUCGCCUCCACGCCGUCCUGCACCCACAGCAGCAACGGCACGGGGGGAGCCAGCAACGGAGGGGGAGGAGGAGGUGCCGCCGCUGCCUCCGCACAGAACCCCGUCCUCAGCAAGCUCCUCAUGGCCGACCAGGACGGCCCGCUGGACCUCACCGUCAAAAAGAUCCCGGCGGAUCCGGAGCCCAGCCAGCAGGAUGGCGUCCUGGACCUCUCCACCAAGAAGAACCACAGUGGGGGGAGCCCUGUCACCUUACCCGGCUACAGCCCCGCGCCCCCGCUCAAAGGGUGUUCGCUCAAAGCAGAGCAAACUCUGUCCGAGGUGGUGGAUGAAGACAGUCUGAUGCAAAGGACUCUGCAGGACGGACUCCGGGAGGGCUUCGCCAACUCGAACUCCUUCAAGCCGCCGCUGGCGCGCUCUCUGCGCAUUAAGGAGGAGCUCAUCAGUCAGAAGCAUCGCCUCUUGAGCCAGCCCACGCCGCUGUCAUUGGCUAGCUUAGAGUCCGCUGGCCUGCUUAACCACGGGCAGUCCCACUCGCUGCUGAGCCAGAAGAGCUCCGCCUCUUUCUGGGGUAACAAGGCCCAGCUGGAAAGCCUGAUGAAGCUAAAGCAGGCCAGCGGCGCUCUAAGCGACCUCAAAGACCUGCCUCCUUUCCUGGAGAAUCACCACCACAACCACCACGGAGCCUUCUCCUUUAAGGGUACCCUUCACCAUCAAAGUCACAAUCAAGUCUCAAAGACCCAACACCACAGUGAGGGCAAGAGGGAGCAGGGCCACUCCCCCCCCGUGGAUUUGAAGAUCCCCCAGGUCCGAGGAAUGGAUCUUUCCUGGGACUCCCAUUCCUCUGACCUGUACGGGUACGGCGCCAUGGGAGUGGGGGGCGGAGCCCACGGCGAUAGCACCCUAAGCCGGAAGUUGAGAGCCAUCCUGCCAAAGCAGAACCGCCGUGGAGGAAGUCUGGGAAGCCUGCUGGACGGGUCGGGCGACUACUGGAGCUCCGAUUUGGACCACUCUAGCUCCGGACCGGCCUACUCGAUCUCUGACGUGGAAGGGGACCCGAGCUCCAAGCAGCCAAGGAAAAAGCGGGGCCGGUACCGGCAGUACAACAGCGAGAUUUUGGAGGAAGCCAUAGCGGUGGUGAUGAGCGGGAAGAUGAGCGUGUCCAAGGCGCAGAACAUGUACGGGAUCCCCCACAGCACCCUGGAGUACAAGGUCAAGGAGCGCAUGGGAACCCUGAAGAACCCCCCAAAGAAGAAGCUCAAGCUCAUGAUGAAGAUGGAGGCGGGAAGCCAGGAGUUUCCCGCCGAGUCCGAGAACACGCCCACCACCACCCCGAGAGAAGACGGGCUGCCGCUGGCCGCCGCCGAGCUGAAGGACGACGCUCCGGAGGAGACGGACGACAGUUUCAAACCAAUCGACUAAACCAUUCACACGUGUCAACCUCAGUCACAUGACCUACACGGAUGGGGCUUUCUUUGUGCCAUUUUCCUUUGCAGUAUCUGGGUGAGCACAAAUGCAGGGAUAAUAAUGAGAAGGAUCUGGAGAGAAACAACCAAUCGGAGCGUUUUUAUGCAGCGUCACUGGAGGGACGCUGGGCAGGCGUUUGUUUAGCUUUUAUAACCAGGAGCCCGACAAAUGCAACUGAAGACAUUCAUUCAAUGACAAUGAAUUAAAUUUCCUUAAGCAUGCUGAUAAUCCCCGACCCAACCCCCCACCCCGCCUCCCCUCUUUUCCGAACUUGAACCUCUGAUCCGCCGCUGCUUCUAAACGCAGUUCGAUUUGUGGUCGAAGAACUGAGGGGGGAGGCAUAAAAAAAAGAAAAGAAAAACUGAAGAAUCGGUCCCUUUACCCCCCACCCUCAUGGAACACUAGCUGAAAGUUGUUAAGUGAACUGUCUUUUGCAUUGGAAGCUAACGAAACGGUGAAAUCAUACCAUUGAAAUUCCUCUGGAGGGUUCGGAGUCCGACCCAUUCUCUCUUAUUGCCAGGUAGCCAUGAUGCUUUAACUGCAAACCUUUUGUUUCCUCCUUAAAAAUAUUCUGCUAAUCUCUGUGUGGACGAAAGCAAGAUGACGCCGUCCGUUUCCGAGCGAGAGAAGACACACAAAAGUCAUUCAGGGAUGCAUGUUUGUGAGUUUUGUGGACACUACUGACUUCUAGAAUCGACUUCUUUUCCUCUAUCUUUUCGUUUGAUUUGUUUUGCUUUCUUUUGCACUACACUUUGGGUCUGGCGCUUACAGACCAGGUUACCUCGGCAUUGUUGCCCAUGCAUCAUGCACUUAUUAUGGUCUGUCUCUGAAGCCCAACCUUGCAACAGGUCAUAGGUGCAUGUCGCCUGCGUUGGCUGAUUCAUACUCAGAUCCAGAGCGUUCUGAAUUCACCCUCUUCUUUUCGUUUGCCAAGGGACAACUUGAAGGGUUCUCUGAUUAUGGAUCAGCUGUUUUUUAAGGCGGGAUGCUACCUCAUGGACCUCCAUCAGUCUGUCACUGCUGAUCCCGGAAAGGCGGAGCCACCUGCAGGUUGGUGACCAAAGUGAGCUCAACCCCCUGGUGGAGAUAUUUAUUGGAAGACGGCCUUUUCGGAUCAGAAUGUGCGACUGUGCUGCUAUCCAGCUUAUUAUCUAGCUCUUAAAAGGCUAUGGCUAGCCCAGGCUGAAGGAUUUUAGCUUGUCUUAGCUAAACACAACAUAUUGCUGAUGUUUUAGGUUUGUUUUUCUGUUCUUAAGCUAAGCAGAAGCAGCUUAAUUUAUGAAUUUUAGAAGAAAUUCCUCUCCCUCAAACGGUUUUAAGGCAGUUAUGUAUGAAACGAUGUGCAUUUAUUUUGAUGGGGUGUGAACAAUAUGCAGUGGGGAGGAUUAGUUAGUUGGGAGAGGCAGAUUUUAAUAUAUUUCAAGUUCUUAUGACUGAUGAUGUAAAAGCCAAUCCAUCAUUCUGGGUGUUUCUGUUCUCUCCUCAUUUAAACUCAGGGUAACUGAGACCGAUGAUGAUGAUGUGGGUUACAAAUGUGAUGAUGAUUUCUUGUUGGACCUAAUAUAGGCAGGGAGGAGGACAGGCCACGCCUCCCGCUCCUGCUCUGUCUGUGGCGCAGACCACGUGACCGUCCACAGACCAAUCUAGAACAGAAACCGCCGGCGUUGGGUAAACGAAAUGAACUCUGAUAGCACUUUUCUACCUAAACGUUGAGAGAAAUCAAGCGAGAAAAACGGUUAUGCAUGUAGUGUAGCUCUUCUCAGAGGCAGAUGGAGCAAAGGGCCACGUGGAGGGCACGGAUUCAAAAAGCUUUAGUGUGUGAAACCCUUCAGACCCAAACACCUUUUUUCCUCCACCUGAUUACCUCUGCGCUAAAAGAAAACGCUGUGCGGGCUCGGCCCCCCCCCUCGCCUCCCGAUGUGGCUCCUAACACUGCCUGGUGCUCACCCAGUCUGUGAGACGUUCACCUGGAGGACUGGAACACUCAGACGGGAUGCUGACUCACUCCUUCUCAAAUGUAUUGUACAUUUUAUUUAUUUGGUUUUGUUGAAAAUGGCAUGCACCACUUUUUGGCUGGCUGGAACUCUAAAAACACAAAGACCCCUGUUGCAUACAAUCCCGCUCCUCCUUCGUGGUUUUCCAGCUCCAAAUGUUUGCCACACGGAGGCCCUCGGAGCAGCAGUGUUGUCCGGGCUCUUUGUGCAUGAAAUGCGUCCAACACUUUAGCGAUGCGAAGCAUUGAGAGUGUCUAAUUUGUUGCUGUUGGACCCGCGGUCGGGCGCGCGCUGAUCCGAUAGUUCAAACAGGAUCAGAACCUGGCGGCGCUUCUUCUGAACGAAACAAAAGCGGCUGAAAAUCCUUCAUGGAAUGCAUGUAAAGCAUAAAAACUGUAUUAAAACAAUGUAAUUGGCAUUUAAUGCACAGGUUUGCGUGGAUAAACUCCACAAGAGCACUUAGACGGAAUUCCCCUAAGAGGGGUGAUUCUAUUAAGCCAAACAGUAUGUGAGAAGAACUUACACUAAUCUCUGAAUCAUCUGUAGACCUUCUCUCUCGGUUCUUACCGUGACCCCUAAUGGACGUUUGGGCUCCUAAUCUAUUUUGGUCAAACUUCUUAAAAGGAAGGAAGAUUGUCUAAAGUCCCCUCUCAGCCUGAUCGGAUCUACUGAGGUGCAUGCCAUUUAAGAUGGAGAUUAUAUAUCUAUUUAUUUGCUCUUAUUUCUGUUGGGUUUUUCGUGGUUACCGGGUCCACCUGUCCAGAACCGGCUCCUGUCAGGUGCCGCGGUUCAGCAGACUGUUGUUUUACAAGCUCACCUCAUCAAAAACGGGUUUCCUGGUGCAGGCUUCCUGCAGUAGCCUUCCAGACCGUCUCAGGACUGAGCCAAAGGGUUGGGCGGCAGUAUCGGUCAGUCAGACGGUGCCACCGACCGAACUACCUAAACUCUACAACCUUAACCACAGGCGGGAAGCAGGUUCAAAGGGGCAGGAAGAGCGGGAGUCGGAUGGGAAGUCAUCCAUCUGACCAAGACCUUUGGGCAUGGAGCUCAUCACGGAACAGGACCGAAGAGUUUCCUAAAAAAGUUUACUCAAAGUUUAGGUCCUGACAGAAAGUUUUCAUUUUUGUAUUCUUCAACCAUUUAUGAAAUUAACGUGAUUCCAGCGAAUUCUGAUACGGAGAAAAACGGCUUUGCUCCGGGAGACAACAUCAGUGGAGAUCCGAUAUGAAAAGUUGCGGUCAAAGAGUUAUGGUUCAUCACAGAGCGUGUUAUAGAAAGGAGUAUCUGGAAAAUCAAUUCGGCGAUAUAUCGCAAUAUUUCAUUUGGCAAUAAUUGUAUCGAUUUGAAAUGCUAAUGUGGCGAUUUUUAAUUGAUUAUUUCCUUACUUUUGCUUUCCAGCAAAACCCGACUUUUGGCAGCACUCUAAGCCUUUUUAUCAAUUUAUUGACUAUUUCAAUUGUCAUUGACUAUUUUAAUAGACGAUUAGUCGACUAUUGAAAUAGUUGACUAAUCGUCUAUUAUGAUCGACUAUUAAAGUAGUUGAGGAUAAAUUUUAGUUUAGUUAAGUAUUUUAAUUCACUAUAAAAAUUGUUGACUAAUUGUCUAUUUUAAUCGUCAAUUAGUCGUGGAUUAAUUGACUAUCAUAAUAGUCUACGACUAAUUUAAGUCAUUUAGUUGGCGACUAUUAUAAUUGUCUAUUUUAAUCGUCGAUUCGUCAUUAAUUAUUAAAUUAGUUGUCAACUAUUAUAAUAGUCGAUUAGUCGACUAAUCGUGGCAGCUCUAGUGCAGACUGUCGUCUAAAUGAAGUUUAUUAAAAAAAAUUACCAAAAGAAAAGUAUGAGGGUAAAAGGAACUUUUAAAUCAGACCGUUGCAGUGUUUAGUGUUGGGAUCAUCAAAAAAAAUCAAUUUUAGCAUUUAUUACAAUGAUUUAAUAGUGUUACUCUUUAAAAGAAAAAUAGGAAAAAAUUGUUCUGGUUCAUCCGUUGGAUCUAUAUCGCGAUACAUAUCGUAUCGGGAGUUGGGUAUUGCAGUAUGUAUCGUAUCGCGAUACACACCUCUAGUUAUAUUCGUCAGCGGUGACAUCGCCGGCGUUGAAAGGUCGCUUCAACUUCCCCCGUUUUUCCCAUCGUGAAGCUACAGCUGCUAAAUCCCUCCGAAUGUUUGACGUGACGUAAAGCCACCACACGGCGCCCUCCAAAGGUCAAACUUCCCGGCCCUCCUCUGAACCUGCGCCCCGCCUGUCAGUGCAGAAGCUGAAGUUAUACCUCAUCCUCAGAACUCCUUCUCCUCUCCGUGCCUCAGACUCUCCCGUAUCUCUUACCGGCUGCUGGCGGAGCGACAGCCGAUACUCUGGGAAAUGCUCGCUCCUCCACUGUUUCCACCUGUCUUUGUUUGGUGGCGUUUUCCUCUCACGCAGGGAGGAGGGCGACGCCUCACACGUCUGACUGACCAAUACCUACAACCCUGACACUUUUCAGGUUUCUUUCUUUUUUUUUUAUAGCAACCAAACCUCGUCGACGCGCUCGACCUGCAGCUGUCAGAAUUCUUCGGGUCUGCAGUAGAAAGUCAGAAUCUCUGGGUGUCGUUCGCUCUCCCCCGGAGGCGAUCAGACCGUUUGGGUCCCGCCCGGUUCUGAGAACUGAUGAAACGUAACGCCGGGGUGAAACUUGACAGGAGUCGGGGGGGUUGAGGAAGAAGCCGAGGCUUCGGGGGGGGCAGGUGGACACCUUAACCUCCUUCGUCAUUUAUCUUUCAAAAAGACAUUUACACUGGAUUCCACCACAAACUAAAGAGAACGGCGUUCUAGAGAAACGCCCGAUUUGUGUGUAUUUAUUUGACUGUUUUGCAUCUUCAGGUAACCACCCCCUCCCUUUGUCUUUUUGUUCUGGUUUGACUUUUAUUUUUCUUCUGAGUGGAAACAUAAAAAAAGCGACAUGAACUGCUGUAACCUCACUAAGGAAGCGCGUUGAGGGAACGGUGCACGGCGUGUUGGACUCGUUCGGCGUUCCGUCCGGCUGCAUCACUGGUUGUCGUUUAUACCUCAGGUCCGACCAUUAACAAGCAGCUGAUUGUAUCAUAGAAACACAAAAGGAGAAUCAGGACUUUUAGUACCGCUCGUGUCUCAGGUUUUUGACCAACACAAGCGACUCUUUUCUGGACGUUCCUCUUGUUUUCCUGCAUCAGAGCAGAUCCAGGUUUCUGGUGGCUGCAUUCUCCGGAGCACACUCAGCCACGGGAACACCUAGAGCAACACGCGCUCGCCCUCCUCGCCACGGCGUUCUGUGGGCGGAUUACAUGUAUAAUUAUGAAGCUGGAGUCUGCCGUGUCUCUUUUAGAAGCAGGUGGGCGGGUUUUGUCCACAACCUGCAGAACACCAGGCCGGCGGCGGACUGCGAUCCUGCAGGCACUGCCUCUGUAAAAAGCACUUCUCUGUCAGUGACUUUCCCCUCAGACGCCGUCGUUCUGGACGCUGAAAGCUCGCCGCGUUUCCUUUUUGCUGCAUCCGUCUGACUUGGCUGUGAGGGAAAAAAAGCACAAACUUGAUGGAGAUCUUAUAGGAACCGGAUGUUUUUUGCUCUUUUUAUUCUCAGUUCUUUUAUUUGAAACAAACCUUUGAUUUUAUUUUGAAAACCGAUUUGGUCUCAAAGUUUCUCUGAACAUUUUCUCCUAAAACCAUGAAUUGAGAUUAGAUUUUCACAGAUCAGAGCGGAUCGGUUCGGCGGCGCGGCGCCUCUUACAGAUGUCAGAUAUUUGAGCACAGAUCUAAUUGGCCGACCCCCCCCCCCCGAAAAGGGAUUAUUUUUAGCUCCAGGUAAAGUGAAACACAAAGAUCUGUUUUUCAGCGUCUGCAGGCGGGCUCGACUGGCGAUGGCCUCGGCCGCCGCCGCAGAUUUGAGCAUCCUCCUCCGGCGCUCCGAGCAGGUGGAUGAGAUGAAUAAAGGUCGCCGUCCCCCACCCCCACGCCUCUAUUAACCAUCAGGCUUUUAACGAAACAACCGUGAAGAAAGCCGCCGCCGCCGAGGCUUUGGCUCUAAAUCUAUAGGUUUAAAAAAAAAAAAGAAAUUCUGGAGCUAUAUGAAGGCGAUGUAUAGCUGCCGUGUGCGUUGCCAUGGCGAUGUUGCAGGAUUGUUCCUAUGUGGAGGUGUGUCUGGCCCUUUAGAGCCACUUAGGUGGACCAGCUGUUCUGAACCGCCUGCAGCUCUGCUCGCAGAAACGGGAACUCUCAGGCGUUCUUCAUCUUCCCCCCGAAACCUUUGGAGAAGUCACAACCCCCCCUCGCCACCGGUGUGGGGGGGUCGCUGUGGUAACCUUUUCACAGAGGCUUUGCCGUGCAUUUCUUCUUAGAUUUUUCAGGUUCAGACCUGCUUCCUGUCGUUCUCCCUCCAUCAUGGCGAUGACCCCCCCCCCUUCACUUUCGGUUCAUGUGUAGCAAAUGCAUGGAAGUGUGGACGACACGCUGUGGCGUUCUGGGAUUGUGGCGUUUGAGCGCCGGUGUUGUGUUAAGAUACGUUCCCCACCAGAAUGUGUUUCCUGGUCUCGAUCUGCUUUGUAACAAAAAGGUGAUUACCAGGGCUGAGUAUCGAUUAUGAUUUACAGGAACAUUUUAUUAUCAGAGUUCAAUUAUCUUUAAGGGCAAAAAUAUUGAUCAUAUUUUGUCUUUUACGUAAAUGGAACAAAGGAACCUUUUUGGUGCUAACGUUUCUGAAUCUAAUUCUUAAAGGAAAAUUCUUAAAUGUCCUCUUUACACAAGUUUAUUUGAUUGAAUCUUCAUUUUCCGUAAAAAGUUUUAACUUUGUGGUGAAAAAUUUCCUUUUACACAUCAAAGUAGAGGCUAAAAACCAGACGCUAGCUUUAGCUACGUCCGACUUUUAAGAUCUGAUGGAUAAAAAAAGCAAAAAAAA
Molecule: messenger RNA, 9830 nt
Organism: Oryzias melastigma (Indian medaka)
Lineage: Eukaryota; Metazoa; Chordata; Actinopteri; Beloniformes; Adrianichthyidae
Gene: lcor
Product: ligand dependent nuclear receptor corepressor
Exons: 7
Coding region: 883-2889 (668 amino acids)
Biological process (GO): regulation of transcription by RNA polymerase II
Cellular component (GO): nucleus
Molecular function (GO): DNA binding
Source: RefSeq, a predicted model, not a curated record